AUGGGAAAGUCUCAUGAGAAGAAACAGGGGGAGAACGUGAAAAAUGGAGCUUCCCUUGAUCCCACGGGUGAAGAAGCGCCUUUGGGGAUAGUGAAUGAUAAAGCAUCAAAUUCAGAAAUUGAGCUUGGUUUGAAGGGAAAAGAUGAUAGGGAGAUUCUGGAGGAAGAGGGAAGUAAAUUGUUUUCAGAAAUGGAAGAGGGUGAGAUCCCUCAAUCUCUGAAAACAGGGGCCACAAGCAAUUUGAAUGAGUCUGGAAAUGAAUGGACAACGAUAACUCAAUCCGGAGGGGGACGGGGUUUAAAAAAGUCUGGUGUUGAGUUGGUGUAUGGUCAAGUGGUCGGACAACAUGUUGAACCGAGGCGCAUAGUCGCUGCAGCACGGACGGACGAAGAAGCUUUGCAAAGUACUAUAACGAUUGGAGAAGCAUUAGAAGCGACCGUGAAGACCGCUGGAAACAAACCGGUGGAUCAAAGCGACGCAGCAGCGAUUCAAGCGGCAGAGAUGAGAGCUUCCGGUACCAACGUCAUUGCUCUAGCAGGAGUCGCCGCUUCAGCUCAAUCCGCAGCGGAUCACAACGCUACCGUAGAUCGUGACGAGAGGAAAAUCAAGCUUAGUGAUGUUUUAACGGGUGCGGCGGGGAAGUUAUCGGCAGAUAGAGCUGUGACGAGGGAGGAUGCAGAGGGAGUGGUGAGCGCCGAGAUGAGGAAUAACCCUAAAUUGUGUACUCACCCUGGUGGUGUAGCGGCUUCUCUUACCGUCGCUGCUAGGCUUAACGAGAGAGUCGAUAUAUGACAUGAAAAAUCCCGCAAGAGGAGGAUGAUUGUGUUUGUUUGUUUGCUUGUCUCACAACUUAGGAAACUUGUGAUGUAAAAUCUGUCUAGCUUUUGGUCCUGUUGUUACAAAAAGUUCAGUAAUAGUGUUAAUGAUAGGAAAAAUGGUGACUUGGGCUGAUAUGUGAAAAUCCGGCAAGGGGAGGACGGUGUUUAGAAAGCUUGUGAUAUAUAAAAUCGCCUAGCUUUUGUUCUUGUUUUGUUUCUUUAUGUUUAAAAAACUUCAACGAUGAUGUUAGAAUGGAAAAAUGGGGACUUUCUAGUUUGAAGUUAAAAGCCAUUCCUUAGCUGAUUUGCUCAGAACUAAUGAUUCAUAAUAAAAUAUAACACAACUGAUCUAUAUAAUAAAUGGGAAUCCUCCAGUCUAAUGUUUUUGUAACAUUUCAAAACAUCUGAGCUUUAACAAAAAACCACAAAACAGAUACAAACAGUAAAAAAAUAUAACAGAGAUCUUUUGCUGGCUCAAACUGGCAGCUCCAACAAAAAGACCUUGAUUUUACCUUCUUUCUUCCUUGUCCUGAUCUUAUACUUAGCUUCAAAUCCUGUAAGAUCAUUUCUCUUCUUGUCCAGUGUCCAGUGUGAGUGUCUCGUAUAUAUAGCUUCUUCACAACCUCUUCGAGCACUUGUUGCGUUGCACUGAUGGGAGUACCUCUUUGAUGGUUCUUUCUACCAGAACGCCUCCUCUUAUCAUGCGAAAACAUUUCUUUGAUUGAUCGAGAGGCUGACUGGCGUUGAUGACCAUAGAGUGUUGGCUCACUUGGAACUCGAGU
Arabidopsis lyrata subsp. lyrata is the source of this 1600-nucleotide messenger RNA. RefSeq names its product late embryogenesis abundant protein 32. NCBI's taxonomy places the organism in Eukaryota, Viridiplantae, Streptophyta, Magnoliopsida, Brassicales, Brassicaceae. The record is from RefSeq and is a predicted model, not a curated record. The coding region runs from base 1 to 792 and encodes 263 amino acids. The transcript is spliced from 3 exons.